Molecule: messenger RNA, 411 nt
Organism: Nannochloropsis gaditana CCMP526
Exons: 1
Cellular component (GO): membrane
Molecular function (GO): ABC-type transporter activity
Source: RefSeq, a predicted model, not a curated record
ACAGCGGCGAUGGCCCUGGUCUUGAGCGGGAUCUACCACGGGCAGCCCCAGGAAACCGUCCCCGACCUCGUCGGCUACCUGGGCCUGAUUUUCCUGAGUUUGACCUUCACAGCCUGUAUCAACAGCACGGCGGUCUUGGAACUCAUGCACCAGGAGCGUCCGGCGUUCUACCGGGAGCGUUUCGCGGGCGCCUACGGUGUGCCGGCCUAUGCCCUCUCCUGGCUGCUGGUGGAAGUGCCCUACGUCGGGGUCCAGUCCGUCCUUUUCCUCCUUUUCCUCUACUUCCCCCUCGGAUUCUCCACUGCGGCCUGGCGGGUCGCCUGGUUCUGGGCCUUCCUCUUCCUCUACAUGCUCUUCGCCACCGCCUUUGGCCAGGCCCUGGCGGCCUUGACCCCGAGCACGCAAACGGCG